CCCACAUCAGGACUAUCAGCGAAUCACUUCACAACAGUUGCAUGGGAAUCUGAGACCUGGACCUGCCAAUGCCAUCAUGCUGCGUUGGGCAGUGGCCGGCAAACAGUUACGGACCUGAUUUUUGUCGUCCCUUACAUAUUCUCCUACCACCUCUUCCAAUAAACGAUAACAGGACAGUCGCCAACAUGGAAUCCACAUCAGCACGCGACCUGUCACUCCCUGAGAAGGACUCCUCAAAAACUAUCGUUAGCACUUCUGAUAAUAGGGAUGCAUCUGUUCCAGAGGAAGAUGCGUACCUGAGCGGCUACAAACUCGUCGUGAUUCUGACAACACUAUGUCUGUGCAACUUCCUCGUGGCAGUGGACACUACGAUCCUCGCUACGGCUAUUCCAGUCAUCUCAGAGCAAUUCCGUUCUCUCCAAGACGUCGGCUGGUAUAUCUCGGCCUACCUCCUUACCAACUGUGCCUUUCAGUUUAUGUACGGAAAGCUCUACACGCUUUACGCCGUAAAACCAAUUUACAUCGGCGCCGUGGCCAUAUUUGAGAUCGGGUCCUUAGAUAUGUGCGGUCGCGCCCAACAAUGCGGUAUUCAUUCUCGGUCGCGCUGUUGCUGGACUUGGGGCCGCGGGAACCUUUUCGGGAGCUCUCAUCGCAAUCGCCCACUAUGUCCGACCGGAGAAUCGAGCUGCAUAUUCUGGCAUGAUCGUUGGCAUGUAUGGAAUCGCAUCUAUCGCAGGACCCUUGAUCGGCGGAGCCUUUACUUCUCAUGUUACCUGGCGUUGGUGUUUCUAUAUCAACCUUCCUAUCGGAGGCGUCACUUUGGUUGGCCUAGUAUUCUUUUUACAUUCUCCAAACCAACCCACGCCUACCGACGACUCUUCUACCGGUCUCUGGGCACGCAUCGCUAAAUUCGAUCCAUUAGGCGCGAUCUUCUUCCUUGCUUCGAUCAUCUGUCUUCUCAUUGCUCUUCAGCUAGGAGGAACAACCUACGCGUUCUCGGACGGCCGGAUCAUCGCCCUCUAUAUCUUGUUCGGUCUUCUUCUCAUUGCAUUUAUCGCGCUUCAAUUCUGGGGAGGUAAGAAUGCUACCAUUCCCAUAAGCGUCUUGAAGCAGCGAUCCAUACUUUUCGGUAUGUUUUACAUGUUUUGCGUGGGCGCUCACUUCUUCGUUCUUGCCUACUUCCUUCCCAUCUGGUUCCAAGGCGUCCGUGGAAGAUCAGCUCUCCAGUCAGGCAUCAAUACGCUGCCUAUUCUUCUCGCGCAAACCAUCUCUGUUGUCCUAGGCGGUGUCUUCGUCUCCUCAACAGGCUACUACAUCCCUUUAAUGUGGGCUUCUGUAGUGCUGACUUCGGUUGGCGCCGGCCUUCUUACCACCCUAGAGGUCGACUCUGGCUCAGGCAAAUGGAUCGGCUAUCAGAUCAUCUACGGUAUCGGCGGCGGUCUCGGAUACCAACAAGGUAUUACUGCGGCGCAAACCGUCCUUGGACCAACCGAAGUCGCUAUCGGUAUAGCCCUAAUGGUCUUUGUGCAGAACCUUGGAGGCACGAUUUUCAUUUCAGCAGCAAACAACGUGUUUGUCACCAGACUCAUCAAGAAUCUGGCUAGCAUGGCUCCUGAUCUGAAUCCCAAGGCCAUAACUAGCGCGGGUGCGACGGGCUUGAAACAGGUUGUGCCGCCUGCGGAAUACCCAUUGGUGCUCGUCGCAUAUAACGGUGCUGUCAUCGAAAUAUUCAAGAUGGGCUUGAUUCUCGCUUGCUUGUGUGCUAUUGGCGCGGCAGGUAUGGAGUGGAAGAGGGCUCAGACGAAAGAGAAACCGAAGAAGGAGGGUGAUAUUGAAGAGGAUCAAGCGAAUGAAGUCGAGACGAAGGGGCGUCAGAUGAUCGUUGCUUGAUCUAGCGGUUGCGUAAAAGGAGGUGGGGUUUUGCCCUGGGACAUUAUCUUUGAGGACUAAGGACUUGGAUGUGUUUUACUUUGGCGAGGGAAUGGAGUGACUAUUUAGUUUGGGUUACGUGAGCGUAAAGUGGGAGGACGAGGUAGGAAAUGAGGUGUGAGAGAUUGAUUGCAAUGUGGCGAAGGAAGCUGCCUCUUUCCGUUGUUCUUAUAUACACUACCUAGACGUUUUAAUAAACCAACGAUCACAUUUCACCGGUG
This is a messenger RNA of Pseudogymnoascus destructans, 2150 nucleotides long. It is a transcript of the gene HPM6, whose product is annotated as Efflux pump hmp6. Gene Ontology annotation, molecular function: transmembrane transporter activity. The transcript is spliced from 2 exons. The coding region runs from base 700 to 1890 and encodes 396 amino acids. NCBI's taxonomy places the organism in Eukaryota, Fungi, Ascomycota, Leotiomycetes, Thelebolales, Thelebolaceae. Gene Ontology annotation, biological process: transmembrane transport. The record is from RefSeq and is a predicted model, not a curated record.